CCUCAUGCUAGUUUGCUACUUGUCAGUUCUUCCUGAUUGCGUCAACUUCAGCACUAUAUUCCGUGAAUGGACUGGACUUUGCGAGCAUGGUAACGGUCACAGAUAUCUUCGGGCCGCAACAGCCUGGUAUCGACCUAAGCGACAACCAGACUCCCCAGAUAAAUGCAACAGUUAUUGCCCUAUAUACCAUCGCCGUUGUCUCUGUGAUACUUCGAUUUGUUACGCGGAUUAAAGUCCAAAAGAUUAAAUUAGGGAUUGACGACUGGUUGAUUGCAGCGUCUCUUAUUCUGUUCGCUUAUAUCUUCAUCUAUCUAGUUCUACUUCCAUCCAUCAGAGUUUCGAUUAUCCUCCUCUAUCGUCGAAUCUUUGGAAUGAACUGGAUGAUGUGGGUCUGCCUGGCCCUCAGUAUCGGUCAUGGUGCUUGCUGCAUGAUUGCCUUCUCCUGCUCUUGCAAGCCGCUGUCAUACUUCUAUACGCAGUUUGCUGAUCCGUCGGGAGGAAAGUGCAUCAUUAAUCUGUAUGCAUUCUACCUUGGCAACGCGACAAUAAAUGUCUUCACAGAUGUUGCCACAUUGCUUGUUCCGAUUCCGAUUAUCUCUAGACUCCAAAUUCGCCCGGUGCAUAAGAUGCUGAUCUGUGGUAUCUUCCUCUUAGGUGGCUUCUCAGAUGUCUCUAUCGGAAGUAUGGUUCGUAUUUAUUACUUGACUUUACUCGCGACGAACCACGACACCAACUGGGUCAUGGGCGACGUAUACUUAUGGUCUACCAUUGAGCCCUGCAUCGGCAUUGUUUGCGCAUGUCUGUCCACACUUAACGUGCUGGUCCGAAGAACCACGAAGCUUGUUCUCGGGUCCAAUGCCGAAGGACUAUUGGGCAGUUUUUCGCUAUCAGCUUCUAGAAGGAAAUGCCGAGAUAUAUUGCAGAGUAAAAGACGUUCGUUCCAACAGCUAGACGCGCAUGAGGGCAGUCGGAAUGCCCAAUUGUGUCGGGAGGACGAGAUAAUACUGACGAGCGUUUCGGCUCACAGAAAGGCAGUAUAUGAGAAGUUGAGGGCUGAAGAUGCCAUACAUACUGUCUGA
Aspergillus pseudonomiae is the source of this 1079-nucleotide messenger RNA. RefSeq names its product putative integral membrane protein Pth11-like. The transcript has 4 exons. The record is from RefSeq and is a predicted model, not a curated record. Bases 87 to 1079 code for a protein of 330 amino acids. NCBI's taxonomy places the organism in Eukaryota, Fungi, Ascomycota, Eurotiomycetes, Eurotiales, Aspergillaceae.